AACAAGUUCUUCACAUCUUAACAAGAAACACAAAAAAACCACAGUAUAAGAAUCUCUACCAUGGCUACAAGAAAAUCCGGUGCCAGACCAGCUUCUCGCCCUUGCGUGAGGCAUCCGGGCCAUACCCAUCCGUUGCGUCUGUUCAAAGCCAAAGACGAACACGAGGUCGUCUGCUCGGGUUGCGAGCUCGAGCUGGUCGGGCCAGCUUUCAAAUGCACCAAGUCGGAAUGCGAUUACUUCCUGCACAAGUCAUGUUUCGAGCUUCCGCGUCAGACCUAUCACAAAUCUCACCCUGACCACCCUCUGACACUGGUCCAUUCUCCACCCUAUUCACAGUCCAUCUACACGUGCGAUGCGUGCGGAGAGUACGGAACUGGGUUCACUUACAGCUGCUCCGAGUGUCAGUUCGAUGUUCAUGUCGGCUGUGUCUCGUUGCCUGAAACCAUGGAGCGUGAUGACCAUGAACACCCUCUCACUCUCCUCUACUGUUCGCCUUACAAGGACAACGUAGGAGACUUUGUUUGCGACGUCUGUAGAGAAACCGUGCCGGAGAAUUUCUGGGUGUAUUACUGUAAGGAAUGCGACUAUGGCACGCACGUACACUCGUGUAUGGCUUAUGAAGAGACAAAAGAAGAAGAAGAAGAAGGAGAAGAGGAAGAAGAAGAAGGUGGUGAUAACGGCGGGAUCAAAGAAAAGACCGAUUCAACAGUUGCUGCCAUGUCGUCGAUGUUGGAUGCUCAGAGACAGAUGCAAAUGAUGCAGUUACAGACACAGAUGGCGUUUCAGAGGGCACAAAUGAUCAGAGACAUGGGGAGGAGCAUGGUCAAUUUGGUCUGAUCUCACUUUUCCUUCUUCCAAACAGUUUGGCAUCUCGUUUUCAAUAAAACUCAACAUGUUGAGUUUCUCUUUGAUGAUCUUUGGUUUUCUUGUGAUUCUUGUUUUCAUGUGUUUUUGUUGUAAGUUUUUAACUUUUCAUUGUGAGUGGAUGAAUCUGAAUCUCUUACAAAAAAAAAAAAAUAUAUCAAAUGAAUAAACCGUUUUUAUAUUUUUUUU
Molecule: messenger RNA, 1053 nt
Organism: Tarenaya hassleriana
Lineage: Eukaryota; Viridiplantae; Streptophyta; Magnoliopsida; Brassicales; Cleomaceae
Exons: 1
Coding region: 61-837 (258 amino acids)
Source: RefSeq, a predicted model, not a curated record